This is a messenger RNA of Sinocyclocheilus rhinocerous, 2752 nucleotides long. Its product is annotated as reticulon-4 receptor-like 1. The transcript has 3 exons. Bases 804 to 2240 code for a protein of 478 amino acids. Lineage: Eukaryota; Metazoa; Chordata; Actinopteri; Cypriniformes; Cyprinidae. Gene Ontology annotation, cellular component: plasma membrane. Gene Ontology annotation, molecular function: protein binding. The record is from RefSeq and is a predicted model, not a curated record.
AGAGAGGGAAAACAACAGUCCAUAAGUGGAUCGAGAGCCCCAUCAGCUCAAAGGCAUCACAGGCACGCGCAUCUCUCAGCUGGAGCGCAUCAUCUGUCCAUUCCGCCACUCACUCACCGCGCGUGAUAUGUGAAGGUGUAACGCUCAUAUGUGUGAUUUGUCCAUGUCCCGAGACCCGAAAUAUCUGGACGAAAUGCUUUCAAUAAGGUGGAUUGUUGGAGAUUUUGUAUGGAGGCAGCGGGACACCUCCCCAUAGUUCGACGUAGAGUCUCUCUGAAGAGUGCGCGAGAGACCGACACCAGAGUUGCCGCGGCACGGAUUGAGGACCAUCUGCUGAUUUUCCCCAACAAUCUGUGUUUUAGAGGGAUAACCGAUUCUCAAACGCGUCAGUUUCUGGCAAUAAGAGCUUUUAGAGCUUUUCUGGAUAACAUACUACAAUACUGCUUGUUUCGUGCGGGUCGCUGAGAGCUGAACUACACCACCAGGUGCCCCUGCUUAAUCACUGGACGACAAUUAAUACGGCAGAAUGUGUUUCUCUCCUUUUGGACUGCUCUCAAUUGCAUCUAAUGAAAUAUUUGCUCGGGACCACACAGGAUGAAAUGGACAUCAGCACUGCAAUAAAUUAGCCAAACUGAAAUUCAGCGAGAAGUCUCAUCUGAGCUAUAGGAGUACAUACAUUUAUGUAUUCUGAUUAAAUCAGACAACGUUUGUUAGAUCGCCUGGCAUCUCACUGACUGUGUGAAGUCUGGAAUACAAGAAUAAAUGAACCUGAGUGGACAGACAGAGAAUUAACAAUAUCCAACAUGUUUAAACGGGGCUGUGGGCUGGAGUUCCUGCUGGUACUCUGUGGGCUGGAGCUCUCCUGGUCCUGCCCACGUCACUGCAUUUGCUACAUGGCCCCCAGCACCGUCAGCUGCCAAGCCCACAACUUCCUGUCCGUCCCGGAAGGCAUUCCUCCACACAGUGAGCGCAUCUUCCUCCAAAACAACAAGAUCCAUCGUCUACUACGGGGCCACUUUAGCCCUACCACGGUCACUCUGUGGAUUUACUCCAACAAUAUCACAUAUAUCGAACCAACUACUUUCCAAGGGUUCACCUUGCUGGAGGAAUUGGACCUGGGAGACAAUCGCCACCUACGUUCACUGUCUGCAGAAACCUUUCACGGGCUGGGCCGGCUCCAUGCCCUCCAUCUAUACCGCUGUGGCCUCAGUGCACUGCCGAAUAACAUCUUCCAGGGUCUCCGCAACCUCCAGUAUCUGUACUUGCAGGACAACCAUUUGGAGUAUCUGCAGGAUGAUCUUUUUGUGGACAUACACAACUUGAGCCACCUGUUUCUUCACGGGAACCGUCUGUGGAGCCUGCACCAAAAUACAUUUAGAGGACUGGGGGCUUUGGACCGGCUGCUACUGCACCACAACCAACUUCAGUGGGUGGACCGCCUGGCAUUCCACGACCUGCAGCGGCUUACUACCCUCUAUUUGUUCAACAACUCCUUGACAGAGCUAGCUGGAGAGUGUCUCACCCAGCUGCCUGCACUGGAGUACCUUCGCCUCAAUGACAACCCUUGGGAGUGUGACUGUAAGGCUUUAUCACUGUGGGACUGGCUCAAAAAGUUUCGGGGGUCCACAUCGUCAGUGGGUUGCAUGGCACCGGCAGAACUGGCAGGCAAAGAUCUGAAGCAACUGAAGAACGAGGACUUCCCGAAUUGUUCCGGAUCUGAGUCCCUGCACCAGAGUAAGACCAAGACUUGGGCAGGAACAGAUAAGGUCUCACUGAAGCAGGACCCCCAUCCUGCCCAGCCUCCACAAACGCACCCACACCACCCCCAACUGAAUGAACAAUACCCUUCCCCUCCCUCUCCCCUGCCCCAGCCACCCCCUGCCAUAAAUGGUGUCCAAGCAGGAACGGGAGGGUCUCUGGGCAUAGUCCCUGCUCAGAGGCCCGGCCGCUCUCGGAACUGCACACGCCAACGUGUCAGGGGCAGCAAGGGAAAAGGACCUAACGAGGUCCACACCUUAAAGGAGAUGGCAGAUAAGGAAUACUCCUCUCCCGAUUUCACAGGGAAAUAUGAUGAAACAUCUUCUGAUGGUUCAAACACCCGCAGAAAGCACAAAUGUACCCCCCGGACCUCUGUGCGUCCCCCUAGUGGGGUCCAGCAAGCCACCAACUGGGGACACUCUCAUCAUACACAUUUCUUUCUCUCUAGUAUUCUGGGACUGCUUGUGCUCAUUCUGCGCUGAACUCUGAUGCUGGACCAUCAUGGCAUCAUGGAUACGCCGCAGUCUUCAGAUCAGCUCUAGCUCCAGCAUUACCAGGCCUACUAAUGUGUGUAUGUUUGUGUGUGUAUGUGUGAGUGAUAAUGUGUACUACAUUGUAUAAGGAGCUUUGCCAUUUACACUGAAAUAGAUGAAAACUGAACACCGGAUGAUAUAAACUCCAAAUUUGGGUUGGGGAAUAAGAAGAAUAGUGAAGCAAACCGAAUAUGCUUGCACUGCCACUGUUGUUGUUCUUAUUUUUUAUUUCCCCCCUCCCCCCCAUUUCAUGUUGGUCUGGUCUCCCCCUCUAAAUGGAAAACAAUUUCAAUGAAAGAAAGCACAGAGAUGACCAAAUAAAGGUGUAGAAAGAAUGCAUAAUAGGAGGCACAAGUUAGCAACAUAAAUGGAGAUUGUGUUUAGAAAGCAUGUCCUACUGCUUCAUUUUUCUUCAACAUUUCUAACAACAAAACAAACAUAUAGGAGACUAUCAAAUGGAA